GCACUUAUCGAACAGUCAGUUUCCGAUGCACCACCGAUUUCAUGUUCAUCAGGCUGUCCUCGAUUACAAGCCGGCCCUUCAGGUGAUCAUACCACUCUCUCCUCUUCAACCUUGGCGUCUGAACGCAACCUGUGGAUUCUCAAACCAUGGAACCUUGGCCGGAGUUUGGGCAUCACUGUGACCGACAACUUGAGCCAGAUCAUUCGAUUGUGUGACACAGGUCCUCUGAUUGCCAGCCGUUACAUCACUGAUCCCGUGCUCUUCUAUCGGGCAGAUUUACGGGCCAACGUCAAGUUCGACAUCCGUUACGUGGUUCUCCUGAAAUCCGUUCAACCCCUCACCCUCUACGCAUACAACGUGUUCUGGUUGCGCUUUGCUAACAAGUAA
Molecule: messenger RNA, 387 nt
Organism: Dicrocoelium dendriticum
Lineage: Eukaryota; Metazoa; Platyhelminthes; Trematoda; Plagiorchiida; Dicrocoeliidae
Source: the annotation of a GenBank genome assembly